Messenger RNA from Ectocarpus siliculosus, 2621 nucleotides. The record is from the annotation of a GenBank genome assembly. NCBI's taxonomy places the organism in Eukaryota, Phaeophyceae, Ectocarpales, Ectocarpaceae.
AUGUUGAACAUUUUGUUGUCGGCGGCAGAUUUCGCUGGCCAGCAGCUGACGGUCUUGAAGGAUGACGUCCUUGUGGAGAACUACAUUUUCACAUCCUACACAGAUGAAGACGGACAGUGGAUCACGGUCAAAGAUAACGGAGAUGUCAUCGACCUCACCGUCUGGACAAGUGGCAUGGUGGCUGGCAUGUUCUGGUACCAGUACGAAGCUACGGGGCAAAACAUAUGGCGGACCUAUGCGGAGGACAUGCAGGAAGGCCUGGAGGGAGUCGAGCUCCUGGACGACAACGACCUAGGAUUUCAAACGCUCAACUCGUUUGGACUGGGGUACAGGCUCGUCGGCACAAGCUCAUUCAAGGACAUAACCUUAUCUGGAGCACAGUCCCUGUAUGACUACCGCUACGUGAGCAAUAUUCCAGCGUUCUGGUCGUGGGCAAACCCGAAGAGUGAGCCACAGUGGGAGCGGGCCGUCAACGUGGACAUGAUCAUGAACAUGGAGAUCAUGCUCUGGGCCGCCGUCAAUGACGGAGACGCCGAGUACUCCGAUGCCGCAGAAAACCACGCCGACACCACGUGGGCAGACCUUGUAAGGGAUGACUACAGCACGUUCCAUGUGGCGGACUACAACAAAUCGACGGGGGAGCUAGUAGACAAAGGCACGUACCAGGGGUGGCAAGACGACUCUACUUGGUCCAGGGGGCAGGCAUGGGCCAUCUACGGCUUCAUCAUGGUACACCGCUAUCUCCAGAAGCCGAGGUUCCUGGACUAUGGCAUCAACACCCUCAGCUACUUCGUCGACAACCUUCCCGACGACAACGUGCCCUACGCCGACUUCGACGCUCCCGUGGACUCGGACAACCCCAAGGAUUCGUCAGCCACGGCUAUCGUGACCUCCGCCCUCUUCGAACUCUUCGAACAAACCGGAGAACCGAGCUACCUCGAGAAGGGCCAGGAGUUCUUGUCUUCGCUACUGUUAUCGCCCAACUACUUCGACUCCUCGGCAACCGACGGGUGGCAAGCAAUCCUCAGAAACUCGGCGGCAGCAUGGGGUGAUGCGGCGGUGGGCUCCGUCACCGCGGACUACUUUCUCCUGGAAUCGAUGGUCCGGUACCAGACCAUGUCCCCUUCCAUCAUUCUGCGGAACGAGACGGAGGUCAGUAUCACCGACACCCAGCCAUCGGUCGAAUUCUCCGGAACCGCUCUCGACAACGACGUUGACCUCUCCGGGCUAUCGGCAGACUCUCCCGUCAUCACUUGGCUCGGGGUGACGCUGACCGACGCCGGAUACGUUCCGGAAUCGCUGACACUCGGGAGCGGUUCGGCGUCCGUGACGGUGGACAUUGAACAGCCCGACGGGGGCUGGAACACGGGGUCAAACGGGGUUUCCUUCUCCGUGGCGGCAGGAACGUUCUCGGGGCUGUCCACCGUAGACAGCGUAACGCUCUCCUUCGGCCAGGUUUCGGCGGUAACCACGGCGGCGACCGUCGACUACCUCGUACUUGGACACCAACUGAACACAUCGCUCGAGACUGGUGACGCUGGAGUUGUUGAGGCCUUCGAUUCUGCGAGCGUCACGACGUGCAGCAACGGCGUCCAAGGCAUCGACGGUAACGGUAUCGUGUGCUGUCCGAUGGAAUGUAACCAGUGCGGAGGAUCCGGCUGCACCCAUGCCGGCCGUGCGGCCGGUCUUGGCGCUGAGUCUUGCUGCGGGUCAGGGGUCAAGGCUAGCGGCAGGUACUGCGAUGACACCGACGAAGCCCCGUGCAUCAUCGGCAGCUCUCCCGAAUAGAUCGCGGCAUGUGCUACAACCCUCGGUAAUGUCAGAAAGUGGUGAACGACAUGCGACAGAGCACCUACCUCUGAUCCGGCGCUUUCGCUGCCCGAAGCGUGGCACAACACGACGAACCUUGACGAUCAACACGAGGGUGGAGCUGUGUCGGCAGUGAUUCGGUCGCUUUGGGAACAUACCAACCCCCACCAUCUCGGGAACAUCCCCGGUUCUUCGGCGGUGGGUUCGUCACGACGCAACAUAGUUGUUACCUUUGGUCUUUGGUCUAGGUGAAACGGUUGUUGGCAAAUGGCAACCCUCGUGAGCGCAGGCGGCCAAUAAUGACUGUGUAGUUUUUAGCGUUGUGUGCAUGUGUCAAUUUCAAGCCAAUCCUGGUUGUAUGCGAAGCUCCGAUAAUGUUCGAAUGUAGUGUACGUGAGCGCCACGCCUCGCGAGAAAGAAUGUUCGGCCGUCCGAUGCAACAGAUUCUACGCAAAUUGACUGAAUCGACGGUAGGUACGACAAGAGCGAGAUGUUCUCGAAGUUCGUCGAGUUUUCCAUCUGGGGGCCUUGUUGGAUGUUUAUGUCUACUCGAUUUUUGUUUAUGCAUGGAUGGGUACGUGCAACGUGAUAUACAUGCGCUUGCGGUUGGUGCAGACUGUUAAAAGUGAAGAUUCAUGCAUUCUUGGAGUAGCAUGUACUGGGUUCCAAAGUAUUUCCUGUCCCCGGUGCGAGUAUUUUGAGCAACUCCUCCCAUGCGGGAGUUCUAUGUUCAUUCCUGUGGCAAACGAGUACAACUGACCAAACCGUAGAAACUCAAUUUGCAGGAAACGGAAUUCUUUUUCAUAUUGUUG